ACAAAUCCAAAUCGCGUGAAAAACAUGCAUGCCUAUAACUUACCGCCUAUAUUUGAAGCUGUGUUAACAUUAGUUAAAACUUUUGUCAAGCAAAAACUAAAAGACAGGAUCCGGACACACGGACGAUCAUUAGUAUCGUUGUAUGACAGUAUAGAUAUGAGUGUUCUACCGAGAGAUUAUCUACCAGACGACUACACCGGACCAUGCUCCGGAACAAUCGAGGAAGUUAUAGCAUAUAAUAAAGAGGAAAUAACAAAACAGCCUGUAGUGGAUUACCUUCUGGAUCUUGCAAGUGGAAAGUAUGGUAUAGACACGAAAUUAAAACCAUCCGAAGAAGAUGUACCGUCUGCUUCAUUUAGAAAACUCAAUGUCGAUUGAUCCGACAAUAUUGUAUAUUUUACUCAAAGUUAUGAUGUACUUACUGCAAGUUCUUGCACUGAUGUUUUAAUUAACGUUUUUUUUAUAGAAGAACGCGACAGAUAAUCGGUACACAGCUUCAAAAGUCGGUACUUAUCGACGGGUUUUCAUCGCUUUCAUGACAUUUUUCAUGGAUUAUUAUGGCAUUUUCUAUAAAUUAUUAUGACAUUUUCAAUAUAUUAUUAUGACAUUUUAUUACUUAUAUUGACUUUGUACUUAAUAAAUGUUUCGUGCGCAUACACUUAUACAUUUAUAUAUUACGACUCGUCAAAACAAUGACAAGAAUAAGAUUGGGAUAUUAAUGAAAAAAAAAAGAAAAAAACAAGCAGGAUUUAUUGACGUAUUUUAGGAAUGAGUUUGCCCAAACUCCAAGCUAUGAAUUUAGAUCAGUCCUUUAUCAAUAUAAAAAUACAAAUGAUUAAGUAUCAACUGUAUAAAGUAGAUUGCACAAAUGCUCAUGCUCGCCUAGCUCUACAUGUACACUGAUCACAGGUAAUGGGUUAAUUUUUUGUCUGAGGAAUUGUUUAAUGAAACUGUUGGCACCUUGCAUCGUUAGGCAAUGCUCCGAGAUAGUUGGCAGAAACUGUGUUCAACAACAAACAAAAUGUACAAUGUUUUGUUAUAUGUUUUCGUGACUCCUGGUCCUUUUUUAACUAUAUAGGUCACGGUAGAUUUAUAUGAUGUCAUGGUAAUAAGUUGUUUUGCGUUUUUGUUAUUAGCAUGCUUCCUAAAUACUGUGGCUUUUUAGAUAAACAGAUUCGUCUUACAGUUUUAUUCCGUGCUUACAACAAUUUGAAAAAUAUAUAUGACAAUAUUCAUGGCCAACUUUAAUCGUUGUAUGUAAAAUUGUAAAUCUGGCCUAUGUCUUUUUUUUGGUUAGAGUUUGUUUUGUAUUGCUUUGUACGUCUAUUAUGUGGUUAAGAAUGUUUAAUAAAUGUUUUGUGUGUA
Molecule: messenger RNA, 1365 nt
Organism: Ruditapes philippinarum (Manila clam)
Lineage: Eukaryota; Metazoa; Mollusca; Bivalvia; Venerida; Veneridae
Product: alpha-tocopherol transfer protein-like
Cellular component (GO): membrane
Molecular function (GO): phosphatidylinositol bisphosphate binding
Source: RefSeq, a predicted model, not a curated record